AUGUCUGAACCAUCUUUAUCAUCAAAUACCGGUAGUCAAGGUAAUGCCUCAAAUAAUAAUGUUUCUAAUCCUGUUCCAAAUAUAGAUGAGCUUAGACAGCAACGUGCGUCUUCAAAGGGGAGCCUUACACGAAUUAAGAACAUUAUUGAUGCGUCAAAUAAUUUGUCUCCUACUGAACUUGAGUGCAGGUUAGGUAUGGUCGAAUCGUAUUAUAAACAAGCAUCGUAUUAUCAAGGUCAAAUUGAACGUUUGUUACCACAAGAUACAUGUCGCUCGGAAAUUGACGAACUAUAUGUCAUAGUAAAAUCACGUAUUCUAAAUCUUCUCGGCAACAGAAGAAGCUCACAAUCACAUGAACAUACAUUUUCAAUGCCUCAAAUGCAGUACAAUCGUUUGCCUAAAUUACGUUUGCCGAGAUUUGAUGGCAAAUAUCUCGAAUAUAAAAAUUUCAUAAACUCUUUCACGAAUCUAGUUCACAGCGAUCAAUUCAUUCCACCUAUUGAGAAGUUCAACCAUCUGUUAUCGUGCCUAUCCGGCGAAGCUUUGUCAACAAUUAAGUCGUUCCAAGUAACUGAAGAAAACUAUGAAAACAUUUCAUCUAUUUUCGAAGUGGAUAAAAUUUCUAAGGCUGAUUCUAAACAACUUAGACAUAUCACUGAUACUAUCUCAGCUUUGUACAAUUCGUUACAAUCACUUGGAAGUUUUGAAAAAAUUUGUGAUGCAAUUAUCAUACAUCUUACAAUUACCAAAGUUGAUCAAGAAACUAAAAAGAAAUGGGAUGAAUAUUUAGAUUACUCUAAUCUUCCAUCUUGGAAACAAUGUUGUGCUAUGCUUGAUAAGCGAUGCCAACAACUCGAUGCUCAAACGAGGCAUAGUGUGAAACCGCAAUCAAUUCAAACUUAUCAGCCGCAUUCAUUACAAAAGGUUAGCAAGCCAAAGCAGUAUUCAUUUGCGAUCAAAAAUAUUCCUGAAAGGUCGUGUACAUAUUGUUCCAAAUUAGGUCAUAAUAUUUCUACUUGUAUCAAUUUCAUCGCACUUCCAUUAGAACAACGUCGUGAUCAAGUACAACAGCACCAAUUGUGUUUCAAUUGUUUAUCAAACCUCCACACUGUAUCACAAUGUAGCUCAAAAUAUUCUUGUCGAUUUUGUAAACAACGUCAUCAUACGUUGCUCCACAAACAUGAUUUAAAUACGUUUGUAAAUUCUAACAUUUCAUCAUCAAGAAAUGAUCAACUUAGUAAUCCAGUUACACAUGCUACUUCACAAAAGAGUGUUAAGAAGACAAAUAGUACCAUUAUUUUAGCAACAGCUCUAAUUCUCAUAAAAGAUUCUACCGGAACGUACCAAAUGGGCCGAGCGCUUUUAGAUUCAUGUUCGCAAGUGAAUUUCAUUACCGAUUCUCUAGCACGGGCUCUAAACUUAAAAAGGUCGAGAUCUGAAAUAGAUAUCGUUGGUGUUGGUUCUUCUGUGCUGAAAAUUCAACAUAAUACGCAAACUACAAUUCGAUCUCGGAUAACCGAGUUUGAAACAUCACUAGAUUUUCUCAUUUCAAAGAACAUUAGUAGCUAUCAUCCAGAUAAAGCAUUUUCGUUGAAAGAUUUAAAUAUUCCAUCACAUAUGGAACUUGCAGAUCCAGAAUUUAAUGUCCCUAAAGGUAUUGAUAUGUUACUUGGAGCAGAAGCUUUCUUUUUGUUGUUAACGCAAGGUCGAUUGUCUUUGGGUAAAAACUUACCAAUUUUACAAAAUACUGAAUUUGGUUGGAUUGUAUCCGGAAGGUAUGCUUUGUCACAUAAACCGAUUGAAGCAGUCAGUCAUUGCACCAUCACUUCAAUCGAAGCUUUGAACAAAAAUAUUGAAAAAAUGUGGCAACUAGAAGACGUCUCUAAUAAACGUCAGAAAUGGUCAGAGGAACAAAUCAUGUGUGAACAACAUUUCAUUGAUAAUGUAUCUGUAAACUGUGAUGGAAGAAUUAUGGUAAAACUACCAUUUAAAAAUAGUACAGAUUUAUUAGGUAACUCCAAAGAUAUUGCGUUACGUCGAUUUUAUGCUUUGGAAAAAAAGCUUGAAAAGAAUAUUCAGCUCAAAGAAGAAUAUUCAAAAUUCAUGAAAGAAUACGAAGAAUUGGGACAUAUGUCAUUGAUUCAUAGUCCAAAUUUAUCAAUACCUCAUUAUUAUAUUCCGCAUCACUGCGUGCUGAAGUCAAGUAGUGAAUCAACUAAGUUACGCGUGGUGUUCGAUGCUUCUUUCAAAACGGCAUCACAGGUCUCACUAAAUGACAUCCUUGCAGUGGGUCCUACCAUACAAAAUGAAUUACUCAUUAAUCUGCUACGUUUUCCUUGCCAUAAAUAUGGACUUAUGGCGGACAUAACGAAAAUGUAUCGUCAGAUUAUGGUACAUCAUCAGGAUAGGAAUUAUCAGUUAAUUUUUUGGCGCAAUGACAAGUCGUUACCCGUAUCAACAUACAUGUUAAAUAUAGUGACUUACGGAACUGCUGCUGCUCCAUUUCUAGCUAUACGUAGUUUAUCCUAUGCAGUCGAUACAUAUCCUGUAUUUAUUACACUAAAAGUAUUUGAUUAUGAUUAA
This is a messenger RNA of Teleopsis dalmanni, 2583 nucleotides long. RefSeq lists its product as uncharacterized. The record is from RefSeq and is a predicted model, not a curated record. Lineage: Eukaryota; Metazoa; Arthropoda; Insecta; Diptera; Diopsidae. The transcript has 3 exons. The coding region runs from base 1 to 2583 and encodes 860 amino acids.